Anopheles gambiae (African malaria mosquito) is the source of this 1247-nucleotide messenger RNA. Its product is annotated as 2-aminoethanethiol dioxygenase. Bases 1 to 795 code for a protein of 264 amino acids. Gene Ontology annotation, cellular component: mitochondrion. The record is from RefSeq and is a predicted model, not a curated record. Lineage: Eukaryota; Metazoa; Arthropoda; Insecta; Diptera; Culicidae. Gene Ontology annotation, molecular function: oxidoreductase activity, acting on single donors with incorporation of molecular oxygen, incorporation of two atoms of oxygen. The transcript has a single exon.
AUGAGCACCCUGUUUGCCCGGGUGUUCCGGCAGGCAUGGGCCACGUUCGAGCACACCGGAGCGGGGGACGCAAAGUUCGCCAGCAAUCUGAACGCGCUGCGCCGCCUGGUCGACCAGCUUACGCUGGCGGACAUUGGGCUGGAACCGUCGCUCGUCGCGACGGAAACGUUCCAGCAGCCGACCAAGGCGCCCUGCACGUACGUCGGUGUGUUCGAGAACGACCGCUUCGCGAUGUCGGUGUUUGUGCUGCGGGAAAACUACACCAUGCCGCUGCACGACCACCCCCAGAUGCACGGCCUGCUGCGGGUCGUGUCGGGGGCGGUACAGAUCUGCAGCUACAGUGAGAUCGCGCGCCGCGACACGGUGGAACCGAGAGCCGAGGGCGGCACCCUCCGCCGGCACGUGCUGGUGGUGGCCGAGCCGGAAAAGAUUAUCAGCUCGGCGGCCGGCGACUGUGCCGUGCUGACGCCGACCGAGCGGAACUUUCACGAGAUAACGGCGAUCGGGGGCCCGGCCGCCUUCUUCGACAUCCUCAGCCCGCCGUACAACACGGCCAGCCAGCCGCAGUACUACUUCUACCGGAAGGUGCCCGUCCCGCGGCAUCUGGCCGAGAUGGAACCGCUCGGGUUUGGCGGCCCGGACAAACCGUCCGCCCAGGAGGACGAGCGGCCCCGGUACGUGCUGGAGACGAUUCCCAACCCGGAACACUACUACUGUGAUACGGUGCACUACGCCACGCCGGAGUUUAUGUAUCAACAGGCGGAAGGAGGAGGCGGAGGUGGAGGAGGCGUUUAAGGGUCGUUUCAGGGGAAGGAUUGCGAAACAAGCCGAAGAGAGUCCCGGGGGAGGAAAAAAGGCGAUCGACUACUAACUACAAAUUAUAAUUAGCAUUUUGCACUCGAACGCUUCGAUGCUGGUGGUUUCUUUUUAAUUUGUUGGAUUGUUAUUUUUGUUUUUGUUAUGUUAUAUUUUUUUUGUUCUUCUUCGUCACUAUUAGAAGAAACCGCAGUAGGCAUCGUUCGAGCCUAGCGUAGUGUGUGUGUUUCUCACCCCGUUUUUUACAGGAGCGCCUGGAAGAUGGAGAAGGAGGCGCUGGCGUUGCGUUGAUGCAACGGCCAUGCAAUACUGCACGCGUAGUAGUACCGUUACUGAAUAGUAGAAGGGCACUUCACCCUUAAUAAACAAGCAAGCAAGCAAGCAAGCAAGCAAAGCCUAACGAAAGUUCAAUAAAACCAAAUUUAACUCUA